Anopheles gambiae (African malaria mosquito) is the source of this 2635-nucleotide messenger RNA. Its product is annotated as glucose dehydrogenase [FAD, quinone]. The transcript has 2 exons. The record is from RefSeq and is a predicted model, not a curated record. The coding region runs from base 17 to 1888 and encodes 623 amino acids. Gene Ontology annotation, molecular function: flavin adenine dinucleotide binding; oxidoreductase activity, acting on CH-OH group of donors. NCBI's taxonomy places the organism in Eukaryota, Metazoa, Arthropoda, Insecta, Diptera, Culicidae.
CUUCCAGCACCGUGCAAUGGCUCUUGGACUCGCUUCCGUAGCGGCAGUAGCUGGAGGACUUGCGCACACCCCUAUCGCACUGCUCACACUUAUACCACUUUUAGCUGUAGGAGUCAAUUACUAUAGAUACCAAAGUGUGGAUCCGGAGACGAAUCCCACCGACCAGCAAACGCUAAGACGAUACUAUGACUUCGUCGUUAUUGGGGCCGGUUCGGCCGGAGCCGUCGUGGCAUCGCGGCUGUCCGAGAUCGGCGACUGGUCGGUGCUGCUACUCGAGGCUGGCGGUGACGAGAACGAGGUAACGGAUGUGCCCUCCCUGGCCGGUUACCUGCAGCUGACCGAGUACGAUUGGAAGUACCAGACGACGCCGUCGGCUGACCGGCGCUACUGCCAGGCAAUGAUCGGCGACCGGUGCAACUGGCCGCGCGGCAAGGUCAUGGGCGGCUCCUCCGUGCUGAAUGCGAUGGUGUAUGUGCGGGGCAACCGGCUCGACUACGACCAGUGGCAGGAGCAGGGCAACGUCGGCUGGGGCUACGAAAACGUGCUGCCGUACUUCAUCAAGUCGGAGGACAACCGGAACCCGUACAUGGCGCGCUCCCCGUACCAUGGCGUUGGCGGGUAUCUGACCGUGCAGGAGGCACCGUGGCGGACGCCACUGUCGGUCGCCUUCGUGGCGGCCGGCCAGGAGAUGGGCUACGAAAACCGGGACAUUAACGGUGCGGAACAGACGGGCUUCAUGCUGCUGCAGGCGACGAUACGGCGCGGCAGUCGGUGCAGCACCUCCAAAGCCUUCCUGCGCCCGGUGCGGCUGCGCAAGAACCUUCACAUUGCCAUGAACGCGCACGUCACGCGCAUCCUGUUCGACGAUCAGCACCGUGCGUACGGUGUCGAGUUCGUGCGUCACCAGAAGCGGCAGUACGUGUUCGCGCGCAAAGAGAUCAUACUAUCGGCCGGGGCACUCAACACGCCCCAGAUACUGAUGCUGAGCGGCGUGGGGCCAGCGGAUCAUCUGGACGAGCUAGGCAUUCCGGUCGUGUCGGAUCUGCCGGUCGGCGACAACCUGCAGGACCAUGUGGGGCUCGGCGGUCUUACGUUUCUGGUCGAUCAGCCGGUCACGGUCAAAACGUCCCGCUACAGCUCCGUCCCGGUGGCGCUGGAAUACUUCCUCAACGAGCGCGGCCCGAUGACGUUCCCGGGCAUUGAGGGGGUCGCGUUCGUGAACACCAAGUAUGCCGACCCGUCUGGCAAGUGGCCCGACAUCCAGUUCCACUUCGGUCCGAGCUCGGUCAACUCGGACGGUGGCCAGAACAUACGGAAGAUUUUGAACCUGCGCGACGGCUUCUACAACACCGUCUACAAACCGAUCCAGAAUGCGGAAACGUGGACCAUCUUGCCAUUGCUGCUGCGGCCGAAAAGUACCGGCUGGGUACGGUUGCGCUCGAAAAACCCGUUCGUGCAGCCGUCGAUCGAGCCGAACUACUUCGCGCACGAGGAGGACGUGGCCGUGCUGGUGGAGGGCAUCAAGAUCGCGAUCAACGUCUCGUACACGCAGGCCUUCCAGCGGUUCAACUCGCGCCCGCAUGCAAUACCGCUGCCCGGCUGCCGCCAUCUGCCCUUCAUGUCCGAUGCGUACUGGGCGUGUACGAUCAAGCAGUUUACCUUCACCAUCUACCAUCCGGCCGGUACGGCCAAGAUGGGACCGAGCUGGGACCCGGGCGCGGUGGUGGACCCGCGCCUGCGCGUCUACGGUGUGUCCGGAUUGCGCGUGGUCGACGCAAGCAUCAUGCCGACCAUCAUCAGCGGCAACCCGAACGCACCGGUCAUCAUGAUCGGCGAAAAGGCGGCCGACAUGAUCAAGGAGGACUGGGGCCGACUGGUCGGCUGGUAAUGUCCGCAACGCUAUGGAAGAUCCCGAAACCGGAAUCGUCCGGAAGCUGAAGGAAACUUAACUUAACUCUAGCUAGUCAAAUAAUCACACACUCGACACUCGUCGAUGCUCUGAAACAGGCAAAAGUGUGCGGCAAAAUGUGUGAGUGUUUUGUAGUUGUAUUAUAUAUCGUGAGCGUGUUUUCCACAUGGGUAGAUCCGCCCCAAACCCUCCGAGACUCGCCGUGGUCGGGGUGGGUUCGUGGUGCGUUGCAAAAACUGUGAAGUUUUUUGUUUUAGAAAAAUUUUUACAAUUUCAUUUGGAUAACCUCAACUCAACCGCGCGAUGCGCCCAGUGCAGAUGGAUAGGGUAGCAGUAGCUGUAGCAGUGGUGGUUAGUGGUAAUACAGACAACAAGUGAUCCGUUUGCUCGAUAGCCGAACGUGCCAGAUCGUGGGCAUGCGUAUGUAUGUGUGUGUGUGUGUUUGUGUUUUUCCAAAUGAAGCAUUGUUGUAGAAAUAAUAAAAAGGGUUUUGUACAGUGUGGCUUAAGGGGCAUGUAGCAGGGACAUAAAGUAAGGGUGUAGCGAAAAGAAACAAAAAAAAACUAGUAAGAAAAACAACAGCUAAGCGUCCAUAAGUGUUGAAACAGAAUAAAUCGUUCUUAUGUACAUUGAAAAACACGAAACAAUCUGAAAUGGAGCAAAAAAAAAGCGUUACCAACAAAUAAAUGGAUUUGAUAGUGAAUAAAUGAUACCGGCUCAAUUCAA